AUGCCUUAUUCUGACGUUUAUAUAGCCCUUCAGAAAAAAUUCUUCACUAAUAAUCCACCUCUUUUCGGUCCAUCAGAUGGCAACGAGAGCACUCCAUCUACAAAAGGAACCGAACAUUCAACGGAAAGUGACAAAAGCACUCAACCACCAGACGGCGAAAACGACUCUCCACCUCCGGAAGACAAUAAAGGUACAUCACCUCGUAACUGCGACGGAUGCACUACUACACCACCGAGCGACGGUGAAAGCACUGCAUCUCAGCAAGACUGCGAGGGAUGCACAACUACACCACCAGACCACGGCGAAAUCACUCCAUCUCAGCAAGACUGCGAGGGAUGCACAACUACACCACCAGACGGCGGCGAAAGCACUCCAUCUCAGCAGGGGAUUGCAUCUCCUCCUAACUGCGAAGGAUGCACUACCACACCACCGAACGGCAACGAAAGCACUCAAUCUCCGGAAGACUGUGAUGGAUGCACUUCUAUACCACCGAGCGACGGUGAAAGCACUCCAUCUCCGGAAGCCUGCGACGGAUGCACUACCACACCACCGAGCGAUAGUGAAAGCACUCCAUCUCAGCAGGGGAUUGCAUCUCCUCCUAACUGCGAAGGAUGCACUACCACACCACCGAACGGCAACGAAAGCACUCAAUCUCCGGAAGACUGUGAUGGAUGCACUACCACACCACCUAGCGACGGUGAAAGCACUCAAUCUCCGGAAGACUGUGACGGAUGCACUACCACACCACCGAGCGACAGUGAAAGCACUCCACCUCCGCAAGACUGCGAGGGAUGCACAACUACACCACCAGACGGCGACGAAAGCACUCCAUCUCAGCAGGGGAUUGCAUCUCCUCCUAACUGCGAAGGAUGCACUACCACACCACCGAACGGCAACGAAAGCACUCAAUCUCCGGAAGACUGUGACGGAUGCACUACCACACCACCGAGCGACAGAUGCACUACCACACCACCGAACGGCAACGAAAGCACUCAAUCUCCGGAAGACUGUGACGGAUGCACUACCACACCACCGAGCGACAGUGAAAGCACUCCACCUCCGCAAGACUGCGAGGGAUGCACAACUACACCACCAGACGGCGACGAAAGCACUCCAUCUCAGCAGGGGAUUGCAUCUCCUCCUAACUGCGAAGGAUGCACUACCACACCACCGAACGGCAACGAAAGCACUCAAUCUCCGGAAGACUGUGAUGGAUGCACUACCACACCACCUAGCGACGGUGAAAGCACUCAAUCUCCGGAAGACUGUGACGGAUGCACUACCACACCACCGAGCGACAGUGAAAGCACUCCACCUCCGGAAGACUGUGACGGAUGCACUACCACACCACCUAGCGACGGUGAAAGCACUCAAUCUCCGGAAGACUGUGACGGAUGCACUACCACACCACCGAGCGACAGUGAAAGCACUCAAUCUCCGGAAGACUGUGACGGAUGCACUACCACACCACCGAGCGACAGUGAAAGCACUCCACCUCCGGAAGACUGUGACGGAUGCACUACCACACCACCUAGCGACGGUGAAAGCACUCAAUCUCCGGAAGACUGUGACGGAUGCACUACCACACCACCGAGCGACAGUGAAAGCACUCCACCUCCGGAAGACUGUGACGGAUGCACUACCACACCACCGAGCGAUAGUGAAAGCACUCCAUCUCAGCAGGGGAUUGCAUCUCCUCCUAACUGCGAAGGAUGCACUACCACACCACCGAACGGCAACGAAAGCACUCAAUCUCCGGAAGACUGUGACGGAUGCACUACCACACCACCGAGCGACAGUGAAAGCACUCCACCUCCGGAAGACUGUGACGGAUGCACUACCACUCCACCGAGCGACGGUGAAAGCACUCAAUUUCCGGAAGACUGUGACGGAUGCACUACCACACCACCGAAAGAAAGCACUCAAUCCCGGAAGACUGUGACGGAUGCACUACCACACCACCGAGCGACAGUGAAAGCACUCCACCUCCGGAAGACUGUACGGAUCACCACGGAAAAGGGAUGCACUACCACACCACCGAGCGACAGUGAAAGCACUCCACCUCCGGAAGACUGUGACGGAGCACUACCACACCACCUAGCGACGGCCUGUGGUGGAUGCACUACCACACCACCUAGCGACGGUGAAAACACUCCAUCUCCGGAAGUCUGCGACGGAUGCACAACUACAGCACAAAACGGCUACGAAACUACUCCAUCUCCACAAGACGACCAAACUAUUCCAUCACCGGACACCGAAAAAAACAGUACACCGCCAAAAAGCGACGAAACUACUCCAUCUCCGGACCAACAGGAAAGCACUUCACCGGAAAACGAUAAAAGCACUCCACAUUUGGAAGACUACGGAACUACUCCAUCACCGGACAGCGAGGAGAGCAGUACACCGGAAAACUAUGAAAGCACUCCACAUUUGGAACACUACGAAACUACUCCAGCACCGGACAGCGAGGAAAGCAGUACACCGGAAAACUAUGAAAGCACUCCACAUUUGGAACACUACGAAACUACUCCAUCACCGGACAGCGAGGAGAGCAGUACACCGAAAAACUAUGAAAGCACUCCACAUUUGGAAGAAGACAUAACUACUCUAUCAUCGGACAGCGAGGAAAGCAGUACACCGGAAAACUAUGAAAGCACUCCACAUUUGGAACUCUACGAGACUACUCCAUCACCGGACAGCGAGGAAAGCAGUACACCGGAAAACUAUGAAAGCACUCCACAUUUGGAAGAAGACAUAACUACUCCAUCACCGGACAGCGAGGAAAGCAGUACACCGGAAAACUAUGAAAGCACUCCACAUUUGGAACACUACGAAACUACUCCAUCACCGGACAGCGAGGAAAGCAGUACACCGAAAAACCAUGAAAGCACUCCACAUUUGGAACACUACGAAACUACUCCAUCACCGGACAGCGAGGAAAGCAGUACACCGGAAAACCAUGAAAGCACUCCACAUUUGGAAGACUACGAGACUACUCCAUCACCGGACAGCGAGGAAAGCAGUACACCGAAAAACCAUGAAAGCACUCCACAUUUGGAAGACUACGAAACUACUCCAUCACCGGACAGCGAGGAAAGCAGUACACCGGAAAACCAUGAAAGCACUCCACAUUUGGAAGACUACGAAACUACUCCAUCACCGGACAGCGAGGAAAGCAGUACACCGGAAAACUAUGAAAGCACUCCACAUUUGGAAGACUACGAAACUACUCCAUCACCGGACAGCGAGGAAAGCAGUACACCACCGGAUGGCGAUGAGAGAACUCCAUCUGUGAAUGUUGUCCAAACCACACCAAUAACAACUUCUGAAGCCCAUACACCGAAUCCGGAAACUGCAGAUUGUAUCGACAAACUGAAUCCAAGAACUGGAGUGUCCGAUUGUCCAAGAUUAAAAUAUCUGUGCAACGAUCCAAUGUAUUACGUAUUAAUGACCGAACAGUGCCCAAAGACAUGUAACAGGUGUAAAGACUCACAAUCAACUAGUCCCAUUAUUCGUCCUGACUCAAACAGGACAGAUUUCUCCACACCUUUACCAAGUUCGAAAUCUACAGACUGUUAUGACCGAGUAAAUCCAAGGACUGGGGUGUCAGAUUGUCCAGGAUUAGCGUAUCUGUGCAACAAUCCCCUAUAUUACGCACUGAUGACCGAACAGUGCCCGAAGACAUGUAACAGGUGUAGAGACUCACAAUCAACUACUCCCAUUAUUCAUCCUAACUCAAACAGGACAGAUUUCUCCACACCUUCACCAAGUUCGAAAUCUACAGACUGUUAUGACCGAGUAAAUCCAAGGACUGGGGUGUCAGAUUGUCUGAGAUUUCCUCAUCUAUGUAACGAUCCAAAGUAUCAAGUAUUGAUGACUGAACAAUGUCCAAGAACGUGUAACAAAUGUGAAGAUUCGCCAAUGCAGCCUUCUACUCUCUCUAAUUCCGAUUUGCACAAAAUAGUGUCAACGUCUACACUGUCUCCAGACAUAAAUCAUUUCUUCCCAUCUUCACCAAAUCCAAAAUCUACUGAAUGUUAUGACCGAGUAAAUCCAAGGACUGAGGUGUCAGAUUGUCCAGGAUUAGCAUAUCUGUGCAACAAUCCCCUAUAUUACGCACUGAUGACGGAACAGUGCCCGAAGACAUGUAACAGAUGCAAAGACUCACAAUCGACUACCCCCAUCAAUCCUGAUUCGAACAGGACAGAUUCAACACCUACACUAUCACCAAAGAUAAACCAUUUCUCCUCACCUUCAUCGCGUCCGACAUGGACUGAGUGCUAUGACCGAGUAAAUCCAAGAACUGGUGCGUCAGAUUGUCCAGGACUAGCGUAUCUGUGUAACGAUCCAAACUAUCAAGCGCUGAUGAGUGAACAGUGUCCGAAGACGUGUAACAAAUGUGAAGACUCGUCACAGCCGACCCCAUCAACUACUAUGACAUCUCAAGCUGCAUAUUUGGACACUAAUUCAUCCACAUCAACUCCACAGAAUCCUUCUUCGGCUAAGUGUUCAGAUCUGGCUAACCCACAAACAGGAGUAUCGGACUGUCCAACUAGAAUAGUAUUGUGCAGACACCCUAUCUAUCGAAGUCUAAUGCAGCAGCAAUGUCCAAAAACAUGUGGUUUUUGUUCAUAA
This is a messenger RNA of Necator americanus (New World hookworm), 4635 nucleotides long. RefSeq lists its product as uncharacterized. Bases 1 to 4635 code for a protein of 1544 amino acids. The record is from RefSeq and is a predicted model, not a curated record. NCBI's taxonomy places the organism in Eukaryota, Metazoa, Nematoda, Chromadorea, Rhabditida, Ancylostomatidae. The transcript has 9 exons.